Molecule: messenger RNA, 1494 nt
Organism: Thyridium curvatum
Lineage: Eukaryota; Fungi; Ascomycota; Sordariomycetes; Thyridiales; Thyridiaceae
Exons: 2
Coding region: 1-1494 (497 amino acids)
Biological process (GO): mRNA pseudouridine synthesis; tRNA modification
Cellular component (GO): mitochondrion
Molecular function (GO): RNA binding; pseudouridine synthase activity
Source: RefSeq, a predicted model, not a curated record
AUGGCCAAGGAGACCGUCCUCGAAGGCAUUUUUGCCAUCAACAAGCCCAUCGGCAUGAGCUCCGCCCAGGUCAUCAGAGAUUGCCAGACCUUCUUCAAUCCCUCGUCUUUGUUCCGGCCCCUCAUCGAGCAGGAGGCCGCCGCCCGCGCCCGCGAGUCCAACCAGAACCGCAAGCGCCGGGGCAAGGCGAAGCGCGACGUGCGCGUCAAGAUGGGCCACGGCGGCACCCUCGACCCCCUGGCCACGGGCGUGCUCAUCCUCGGCGUCGGCAGGGGCACCAAGGCGCUGCCCGAGUUCAUCAACUGCACCAAGACGUACGAGACCAUCGUGCUCUUCGGCGCCAGCACCGACACGUACGACCGCGUGGGCCGCAUCCUCAAGAAGCGCGACUACGAGAACGUGACGCGCAAGGUCGUCGAGGAGGCGCUCGACGGCUUCCGGGGCAAGUACCGCCAGAUGCCCCCGCUCUACUCGGCGCUCAAGAUGAACGGCAAGCCGCUGUACGAGUACGCGCGCGAGGGCAAGGCCAUCCCGCGCGAGAUCGAGACGAGGGAGGUCGAGGUCUCGGAGCUGGAGCUGCUCGAGUGGUACGAGCCCGGCGAGCACAACCACCGGUGGCCGACCGAGGAGGCCGGCGCGGCCGAGCAGACGCUGGCCGACCAGGUCUGGCGCAUGGAGAAGCAGCAGGCGACGGGCAAGAAGCUGUCGCCCGAGGAGGAGAAGAGCGACAUCGAGGCCCUGGCCGCCCACGAGGACUUCAAGAAGCGGGCCGAGCAGCGCCAGGACGAGCUCGUCUACGAGCGGCCCUCCAAGCGGCGCAAGCACGAGCCCAAGGCCCCGCCCAUGAUGUCCGGCGCCCUCGGUGACCUGCCCACGACCAGCUUCCAGAACAACCGGCCCACGGGCAAGGGGUCGAACCUGCUGCCGCCGCCGCCGCCGCCCAACACGCCGCCGCCCUGGGCCGGCAAGGGGCCCCCCGCGGCCAAGAUCCGCAUGACCGUCACGUCCGGGUUCUACGUCCGGAGCUUCUGCCACGACCUGGGCGAGAAGGUGGGCUCGGCGGCCAUGAUGGCCGAGCUGGCGCGGACGAGGCAGGGCGCCUUCAGCGCCGGCACGGAGGACUGCCUCGAGUACGACGACCUGCUCCAGGGGGAGAAGGUCUGGGGGCCCCAGGUCGAGGCCAUGCUGGCCCGGUGGAUGGACCCCGAUGGCAAGAAGCAGGAGUCUGCGUCAGCGGCAGCAGCUGCGGCGGCGGCGGCGCCGUCUCCCCCCUCGGAGCGGUCGAGCCCGAGGAGGAGCGAGCGGCAGUCCGGUCCCAGCGAGGGUGUGCCAGGCAGCCCCAAGGCCGGCGACAAGCGCAAGACCCGGCCGGAUGAGGAGGACCAGGCGCCGCUGUCGACGCCCAAGGAGGACGACGCCAAGUCUGUCAAGUCGACCGAGUCCGAGUGGAAUGGCUUCUCUGAUACCCCUGCCAGCCAGAGCAAGGAGUCAUGA